AUGGACCAGUUCGAUGAUCCUGCUGUCGCCUCCUUCUCGCUCACCCACGUUCGCUACAAUCCCAACGACCCCUUAUCAUACCUCUCCGCAUGGCUUGCUUUGGUCCCACAAGGUCUCUGUAUCGUCUAUGUGACCUUGAUAUGGGCUUCGCGGGAAGUCGAAGUGUCUCUUAUGUUUGCGGGUCAAAUGGCGUGUGAAGCUCUCAAUUUCGGGCUCAAACGGUUGAUCCGCGAAGAAAGACCGCGACAAAUGUACGGGAAGGGCUAUGGCAUGCCGUCUUCACAUUCGCAAUUCGCCGCAUUCUUUGCUGUCUCAGUCAGUUUGUUCUUGCUCUUCCGGCACGUGCCUACACCCUCGACCAGUUAUUCGCCCUCGACAUUGUCCGAACGACUCCUCCUCUCAUUCCUCGCGUGUGUGGGUGCUGGAGCGGUGGCGGCCAGUCGGGUCUACCUGAACUACCACACGCCCAGGCAAGUCUGUGUGGGCGCGGCUGCCGGGGUCAUCUUUGCCAUCGUGUGGUUUCUGUUCACGACUUAUUUGCGUCGAUAUGGCUGGGUAGACUGGGCCCUGGAUACGUCCUUGUCGCGCCACCUCCGGUUUAGGGAUUUGAUCACCACGGAAGAUCUUCAAGAUGCUGGUUGGGGGAGAUGGGAGUCACGGCGAAAAGCGAGGCGGGGGAUCAAGGCGAAUGACACGGCCACGGGCAAGAAGGGCAGAUGA
Molecule: messenger RNA, 720 nt
Organism: Capronia epimyces CBS 606.96
Lineage: Eukaryota; Fungi; Ascomycota; Eurotiomycetes; Chaetothyriales; Herpotrichiellaceae
Product: dolichyldiphosphatase
Exons: 3
Coding region: 1-720 (239 amino acids)
Biological process (GO): lipid biosynthetic process; protein N-linked glycosylation
Cellular component (GO): endoplasmic reticulum membrane; intracellular membrane-bounded organelle
Molecular function (GO): dolichyldiphosphatase activity
Source: RefSeq, a predicted model, not a curated record